AGCUUCACUGUGGAUGAGCCCCUCUCUCUCCUCUCUUCCCUUGUGUUACGAGCGCACGCUUGCUCAGCCAGAGUCCUUCUUCUUCUGCUUCUUCUUCUUCUCUCUUGCUUCUUUUUCCUGUUCAUGGAGCUUCAGAGACGCCAAGAUCAGGGCUUCUCUGAGAGGAAAGGACAGAAGCGGAAGCUGGAGGAGGAAUUGGAAGAGGAGUCUGAGAUCUCGGCUCCACCGCCUACCGGCGACGUCCGUGAGGCGUUGCUCGCCGAGGUGAAGGCUCAGGUUGACGUCCUUGACUACGCUUUCUCAUGGAAGGAAUCCGAUCGAGCCGCGGCUAAGCGCGCCACUCACGUCCUCGCUGAGCUUGCCAAGAAUGAAGAAGUGGUGAACGUGAUUGUUGAAGGAGGCGCCAUUCCGGCUUUGGUUAAGCAUCUCCAAGCGCCUCCUUCAAGUGAAAACGAUCCUGGUCAGAAGCCAUUUGAGCACGAGGUUGAGAAAGGGAGUGCUUUUGCUCUGGGACUUCUUGCCGUCAAGCCAGAACAUCAACAGCUCAUUGUUGACAAUGGUGCCUUAAAACAUCUUGUUGAUCUGUUGAAGAGACAUCAUAAUACCUCUGCUUCUCGUGCUGUGAACAGUGUCAUUCGUAGGGCUGCAGAUGCGAUCACUAAUCUUGCGCAUGAAAACAGUAACAUCAAAACGUGUGUCAGGAUGGAAGGUGGGAUUCCACCGCUCGUUGAGUUGCUUGAAUUCCCUGAUACAAAGGUUCAAAGAGCAGCUGCGGGCGCACUGCGUACCCUGGCUUUUAAAAAUGAUGAAAACAAAAAUCAGAUUGUCGAAUGCAAUGCUCUUCCAACUCUGAUUCUAAUGCUUCGUUCUGAAGAUCCUGCUAUUCAUUAUGAAGCGGUUGGUGUGAUUGGAAAUCUGGUGCACUCUUCUCCUAAUAUAAAGAAAGAAGUUAUUCUAGCUGGAGCUUUGCAACCUGUAAUUGGAUUGCUUCGCUCUUGCUGCUCUGAGAGCCAAAGGGAAGCAGCAUUGUUGCUUGGACAGUUUGCAGCUACUGAUUCUGACUGCAAGGUUCAUAUUGUUCAGAGAGGUGCUGUUCCACCUCUGAUAGAGAUGCUUCAAUCCCAGGAUUUACAACUCAGAGAAAUGUCUGCCUUUGCAUUGGGGCGACUGGCACAGGACGUGCAUAAUCAAGCUGGUAUUGCACACAAUGGUGGCUUAGCGCCAUUACUUAAGCUUCUUGAUUCCAAAAAUGGGUCUUUGCAGCAUAAUGCAGCUUUUGCACUUUAUGGCCUUGCAGAUAAUGAGGAUAAUGUGUCCGAUUUUAUUAGGGUAGGUGGAAUUCAGAGACUGCAGGAUGGAGAGUUUAUUGUUCAAGCGACAAAAGAUUGUGUUGCAAAGACAUUGAAAAGAUUAGAGGAAAAGAUUCAUGGCCGCGUCCUGAGUCAUUUGUUAUAUCUUAUGCGAGUUUCAGAAAAGGCUGUCCAAAGACGAGUUGCACUGGCUCUUGCUCAUCUUUGUUCUGUGGAUGAUCAGAGAUUAAUAUUCAUUGAUAACAAUGGUUUGGAGUUGCUGAUUGGGCUUCUUGGCUCUUCUAGCCCAAAGCAGCAACUUGAUGGUGCUGUAGCUUUAUGCAGGUUGGCCAAGAAAGCCAUGACUCUAUCUCCCAUGGAUGAUGCUCCCCUCUCUCCAACACCUCAGGUGUAUUUGGGAGAGCAGUAUGUUAACAAUGCUACACUGUCUGAUGUUACAUUUUUGGUUGAAGGGAAGCGGUUUUAUGCUCACAGAAUCUGCCUACUUGCAUCUUCAGAUGCAUUUCGUGCAAUGUUUGAUGGCGGUUAUAGGGAGAAGGAUGCAAGGGAUAUAGAAAUUCCAAACAUAAGAUGGGAGGUUUUUGAACUAAUGAUGAGAUUCAUCUAUACUGGGUCAGUUGAUGUUACUUUGGACAUUGCUCAAGAGCUCCUUCGAGCAGCUGAUCAAUAUCUCCUAGAAGGACUUAAGAGACUGUGUGAGUAUGCAAUUGCGCAGGAUAUAUCACUUGAGACUGUAUCAAGUAUGUAUGAACUUUCGGAAGCCUUUAAUGCAAUAUCAUUGAGGGACACCUGCAUCGUUUAUAUCCUAGAGCAGUAUGAUAAACUGUGUGCCAGGCCAGGGCAUUCUCAUCUGAUUCAACGCAUCAUGCCAGAAAUACGCAACUACUUUACAAAAGCGCUUACGAAGGGUAGCGCCCCUAUUGCUCGGUCGUAGCAUGCCAACCGUUUGCUUCUUGACCUCUAACUGAUGAUUGUGGUGUACAGAAUGCCUUAGACGUUCUUUCUGUUGUCAUUUGUUGAGCUAGGGAAGGAGGUCUCCUCUAUCUGUGUACUGCAUGGCUGAAGGAAAUAAUUGAGAGCAGUCAUAGGCGUCCUUCUCUGAUGAAGCGCAAGUCCAUUUUGUCUGCAUCGUCAAUUUGUCAUAGAUACAAUAGCAAAUAUGACCUUCGCCACCAUUGGUUUUUUCCCCUGCAAUACUGUGAUGGUUAUAUGCAACUCUCUCUCUUUCUCUCUCUCUAUUGAUUUUGCAUUCAGGAAUUACCAUUGUGUUGAUGAUAGGUUAAUGUUUCUCUUAGAGCAAGUAUAUGUAUAUAUCACAAUUAUUCUGCAAGAAAUCGUGCUCUUAGGUUUAGGUAAUUUAUUCCAGGCCCUUGAAUCUGGUCUUCUGAUAGAGAUGUGUGUUGGAAGUUCUUAUUUCGAAUUACAUUAUCUAUUUUACUGGAAUUUACUAAA
Neltuma alba is the source of this 2762-nucleotide messenger RNA. Its product is annotated as ARM REPEAT PROTEIN INTERACTING WITH ABF2. The record is from RefSeq and is a predicted model, not a curated record. The coding region runs from base 124 to 2244 and encodes 706 amino acids. Gene Ontology annotation, molecular function: protein binding. The transcript is spliced from 19 exons. Lineage: Eukaryota; Viridiplantae; Streptophyta; Magnoliopsida; Fabales; Fabaceae.